Molecule: messenger RNA, 1544 nt
Organism: Sebastes umbrosus (honeycomb rockfish)
Lineage: Eukaryota; Metazoa; Chordata; Actinopteri; Perciformes; Sebastidae
Gene: cited1
Product: Cbp/p300-interacting transactivator, with Glu/Asp-rich carboxy-terminal domain, 1
Exons: 2
Coding region: 348-923 (191 amino acids)
Biological process (GO): regulation of DNA-templated transcription
Cellular component (GO): nucleus
Source: RefSeq, a predicted model, not a curated record
UGGUCAGUGAGGAGAGAGGGAGCCACUAAACAGAGCUCAUUGAGGAUCUGACAGAGUCUCUGCAGAGAGCCCAGAGAGCCCACUCUAUGAAGCCACUGGUUCUCUAAAGAUACCAGUUCAACUCCAGUUUAUUUCCAGUUUAGCUCCAGUUUAAUUCCAGUUUAAUUCCAGUUUAACUCCAGUUUAACUCCAGUUUAAUUCCAGUUUAACUCCAGUUUAGCUCCAGUUUACUGGUCUUUAUCUCCACUACAGACCCGUUGGACUCUCCGGACUGUUUUCAUCCUCUUUUAUCUGACUUCUCAGGGCUGCACCAGGCUUUUCUCACAGGCUCUGGUGUUUUCCUGGUGAUGACCUCACUGCUGUUUCCUGGCAACGCCCACGCUGCGAUGAAGGACCUCUCCUCCUCCUCCUCUCCUCUCAGCUCCCUGCUCCACUACCCGUCUUCCAAAACCUCCGUCGUGCCGUUCUCCCCGUCCGCCGGUGCCGCCUCCUCGCCCGGGUCAUCGCUGUCGUCGGCUCCGCUCUCCAAACCUCAGCCCUUCUGCCUCCAGACGGGGCCGCACCUCAUCGCCAGCAUGCAGCUGCAGAAGCUCAACUCGCACUACCAGAACCUCGCCGGCACUGCUGCCGGACACCCAGCACCCGGUGGCGCUCAAAGGGGCUUUGGUGGAUCGCCUCUGGGUACAGGUAACCAGCUUUUGGGGCCGUCCGGAGGCCUCGGUGGAGGUGGGAUGGGCGUCGGCAUCAGCAUGGGGAACCAAAGCGCCGGUGCGGGUGGAAUUAUCGACUUUGAGCCCGUGGACGAGGAGGUUCUCAUGUCUCUGGUGGUGGAGCUGGGUUUGGACCGAGCCAACGAGCUGCCUGAGCUCUGGCUGGGUCAGAACGAGUUUGACUUCAUGUCAGACGUGCCGGCCGGAUGCUGACCUACGAAUAGAGAAACUAUCGAGAUGCAGCGGAAUUGAUUGACAAAGAGAGAGAAGACUUUCUCUCCUCUGUUUUGUUCUCUUUCCUCCCUUCCUUGGUUGAUGAAAUGAGGAAACUGAAGAGACGCUGAGUGAUAAAGAGAAAGAGAUUAGAGGCAUUGUUUCUAUUUGCCGUUCGUGCGCUCUACGUGCAGACGGGCGGAUAAAAGAAAAAGACAGCUUUCGAUUUUUGUUGUUUUUCGUUUCAAUCAAUCAGUGCAUUUGUCUCUUCUAGGAUGAAACUGGUGAUUGAAACCAACCUGAUGGGAUUAAGAAGUCUUUUGUUUUGCCAUCUCAUCACACUGAUUUUUCCUGUCAUUUAAAGAAACAAAGGAAGCAUGAGCAGAACAGAAACAAGGACUCUUUCUGCCGUUUAAUGAAAACAAGGUGAUUGACAGGUGGUUGGAGACGUUUCUAACCCUUUGGAAACAAAACAGUAGAGACGACAUCGACACACCUGUUGGACUCUCUUAGUGCUGUUCUCUCUCUCGAUCAACCUAAGGAAAAUGAAAAUGGGAAACAAGACAUUAUGGGAGAUUUGCGAAGGAUGACAAACACCACGUUUCCUGUUUUCUUAAUGGA